GGAGAGCGAGAGAAAGAGGAGGAGAGAGGACGGUUCGACCCGGAGGCUGGAGCCCAGGGGACAAGAACACAUUGGCAGAGGCCGCUUCCACAGCCGCAGAGGUUAUAUUCCAGGCCUCUCCUUCUGAUGAACAGAGACACAAAGAAUGGAUUACAGUCACCAAACUUCCCUAGUCCCACGUGGGCAAGAUAAAUACAUUUCCAAGAAUGAACUUCUCCUGCACCUGAAGACCUACAACCUGUACUAUGAGGGCCAGAACUUGCAGCUGCGACACAGGGAGGAAGAAGAUGAGUUCAUCGUGGAGGGGCUGCUGAACAUCUCCUGGGGGCUGCGCCGGCCCAUCCGUCUGCAGAUGCAAGACGACAAUGAGCGCAUCCGGCCCCCGCCCUCCUCCUCGUCCUGGCACUCAGGCUGCAACCUGGGGGCUCAGGGCACCAUCCUGAAGCCCCUCACCAUGCCUGCCAUUCAGAUCUCAGAGGCGGACACCCCUCCCGAGGGUGACCAGACACCCAGCCUCACAGACACCAGGGGUCUGAAGCCCGUGCAGGAAGACACCCCACAGCUGAUGCGCACGCGCAGUGAUGUUGGGGUGCGUCGGCGUGGUAACGUGAGAACGCCCAGUGACCAGCGGCGAAUCCGACGCCACCGCUUCUCCAUCAAUGGCCAUUUUUACAACCACAAGACUUCCGUGUUCACGCCUGCCUAUGGCUCUGUCACCAACGUCCGAAUCAACAGCACCAUGACUACCCCGCAGGUCCUGAAGCUGCUGCUCAACAAAUUUAAGAUUGAGAAUUCAGCAGAGGAGUUUGCUUUGUACGUGGUCCACACCAGUGGUGAGAAACAGAAGCUGAAGACCACCGAUUACCCACUGAUUGCCCGCAUCCUGCAGGGGCCCUGUGAGCAGGUCUCCAAGGUGUUCCUGAUGGAGAAAGACCAGGUGGAGGAGGUCACCUAUGACGUGGCCCAGUACAUAAAGUUUGAGAUGCCGGUCCUGAAAAGCUUCAUCCAGAAGCUCCAGGAGGAGGAGGAUCGGGAGGUGAAGAAGCUGAUGCAGAAGUGUGGAAGUGAACACAGUAAUGCAGUGGCUCAUGAGUGGGCUAGUGAAGGUACACUGUACUCCGGCUAAUGAUUAGCCAAAGGCUGGAGGAGAUAGCUGACACUCCGGCAACAAUCUGAACUGCAGGAAUGGGGGAUCCAGGUGCCCCAGGGGCUGCCACUGACCUGAGAAGACCCACAGGAAGCUGGGCGCUCCCCUCCCAUGGCAGUGCUUAUGUGCAAACCACAAGCCAUCCUUUGGUCCUUGGAACAGGAUGAGAAGCCAGCGGACAACUCCCUAUCCCUGGAUCCCUGCUCUCCUCUCUUUCACUUGCAAGAACUUUUGAUUUUAACUAUAAGGAGGACCACAGAUAUGUACCUGUAUGUGCACAGGACACUCGCUUGUGCCUCCCUGAUGUUUCCAUCUGCAGUUGACUCUAGCAGCCAGCUCCACCACCACAAGGCUGACAGAUGUGUGCCAGUGGCAGGAGAGUCAGGGGAGGACUUCAGGCUAAAGAAAAAAUUUUUUCUCUUAAGAGCCGGGGGCAGCCACACAAAUCUGCCCAAGUGUAGAAGGGGCAUUUGUGCUGAUAAGAGAUUCUCUGUAUGCCUGGAAAGGUCAGUGAAUGUGAGAUCCUUGGAAAUUAAAAAUAACAUCCCCAUAUCCUUGUCUGAUGGAGAGAAACAGAUAAAUUAUCCUGGGUAGUUGCAAUGAGUCCACAUGUUUUUACACUGGAAACUUUGCUUGUUUUAAAUAACAAAGAUGAAUGUGCUGGUCCAUGUAGAUGCCGAAGAAUGGAUUCCACCUUGCAGAGUCGGGGAGCCUGCAUGAUUCUCCCACGUGGUUCUCUGGUGCUUCCUUGGGAUGGAGGAAAGUCCCACAAAGCAGAGGCCUCACGGGGUGCCCACGAUGCUCACUGGGGCCUGGCUUGUCCUGAGAAGAUGGCCAGGAGGUUUCCAAGCCCCCUCCUUAGGGCUGAAGGAAGAGCAGAGGCCACCUGCAGAGACCAGCGCCUGCCAGCCCAACCCGUCUUCACAUCAGCACAUCUUUGGGCUGUGCAGAUCAACUGAGCAAGAUCAGGUGCUUCUAACAGCUCUGAGCCUUGCUGGGGUAGGGAUGCUGUGCAUCUGUCCACCUGCUCCCAGGGAAGGCAUGGAGGCCUGGGGAGCUGGGGGAGGGAGAACCACUGGCCAGAGCCUCCAGAGGAAAGUGGGCCUUGGUGGCAGAACCAUUCCCAAGCCCCCAGCCUUCUCCCUGGCUUCCAUAGCAGCCACAGAGCUGUGUCUCACUCCGCUGUCAGCACAAUGGUCUGCUGCCACCGGGACUGCUGUAGGAAUCUGCAAGACCCCCUCCUCCAGGAGCGCCGCAUAACCAGCUCCAGGGGCGUCUGUCAGUCAUGCACCUUAGUGGGCAUCUGUAAGAUGCACAAGAUGGGGAGCAGUUUUGUGAAUGCAGACGCACCCCCUGAGGUUUGCUUGGAGAACUUCUGUUCUAGCUAUUUUUGUCGUAAACAUUGAAAGCCUUGAUUGCCCCACUAAUUCUCCUUUGAUGGGGGGAGGAUUUUCACAAAGCCAAUUAUUAACCACUAACUCUUAGAGACAACUUUUUAUUUCUAGUUUUUAAAAUUCUCUGCGAAUUACUCUGGCAAUGCAGUAGUGUUAAAUGUUCCAAAAUGCCCAAUUUGCCAGAUCUCUCAGAAUGUGAUACCAAGGUAGCCUUGCCUUUCUAAAGUGGGGGUUCAGAGUAUAAGGGUGAGGGGAGUGUGUUUUACACUAUACACUUUCACUAGUGCAGGCCACCCUUUUCCAUUUUGGCCCAUGCUACAGAGAUCAUUUCUCAUUCCCUAGUAUUCUGAUAAAGAAAUUUGGCUGGGUGUGGUGGUGCAUGCUUAUGUUUGCCAGCACUUUGGAGGCUGAAGCAGGAGGAUCUUUGUGAGUCCAAGGCCAGUCUGGAUUACAUAUCAAAACCCUGUCUCAAAGAAAGGAAAAUAAACAAAAAGAAGAAUUUUGUAUGUUUGGCUGGGGGGGUUAUAGCUCAGUGAUGGGGCACAUGCUUCAAAUGCAUGAAGCCUUGUCUUCAAUCCUCAGCAUCAAAACAAACAAAAACAGGAUUUGGGAAACCUUUGGAAUAGCAGCAGCUGAAACAGAAACUUCCUGUGGCAUGGCCCAGAUUUUCCCACUAGUAUCACAUGGCCUUAUGGCUUUGAACUCCUCAGCCAGUUUCUGUGGGUUGUGCAGUUGUGUGCAGUGAGCCUGAAAUCGUGUGGCUAUCAAAAGGCCAAUGUACAGGGUUUCCCCAACUCCUGAGAAAUAGUAGUUGCAUCUGGAUUUUCUUUUUCUUUCCUUUUUUUUUUUGGUUCCGGGGAUUGAACUCCGGACCUUACACUUGUGAGGCAGGCGCUGGAACCACUGAGCUAAAUCCCCAGCCCUUUUUGUUUUUGUUUUUUGCAGAGGUUUAUGUUACGCAGUGAUCAAGUGAAGGAAAAACCUGAGCCCUCUGGCCAGGAAGGUGGACAAAGCAGGAGGCCACAUUCUCUCUGAUCACAUUAGUGGGAACGUGGGAACUUACGUAGGGGUGGGGACUGUCACUUGGGAAGGAAUUGAAAAGCACAAAUGAUAAGCGUGCAUGUGCCCUGGUCUCCAGGCUGGGUGGACUCCAACUUCAAGUGGAGGCUGAGGUGAGAGGGUCUUCCGUCCCCAAGAAAAGUACAGAGGCCUCAGAUCAAGGUUUUGGUCUGCAACAUGCUGAUGCUUCCAGGAGAAAUAUUUGCACCUUUCUUUCCCCCCUAACAAAAAGAAAACAAUAUUCUCUCCUAGAAACCAGAGAAAGACGUUUUAUCAUCAUCUCUGUAACAUAAUGAUCCCCAAAUCCAUUCUCCCAGCGAAAACAUCUUGGCAAGAAUUGUUUUCUGUGGAAAUGGGGGUUGUUUCAGUGCCUGGAAGAAGAAACAGCAGGGUGCGGGGGGGGCAAAAAGUUCUCAGGAAAAGAGAAGUCCUUUUAUUUACUUAUUUUUUGGUACUGGGGUCUGAACCCAGGACCUUCACACUGAGCUACAUUCCCGCCCCUUUUAAAUUUGUUUUAUUUUGAGACUGGUUCUUGCUAAAUCGCUAAAUUGCCCAGACUGGUUGUGAAUUUGUGAUCUUCCUGCCUCAGCCUCCCAGAGUGCUGUGACUGCAGGUGUGUGCCACCACAUCAAGUUAAGAGAGGUCCCUUUACAAACAACAAUAACAACCGGAAAAAAAAAACCCCAUGUUUUAUUUCAAAGUUCUGUAACACAGAGAACUUAAUGUCACAGAUAAUCUAAGAAGUUUCUACGUGGUGGAGGGAAUUUCAGUACCCCAUCGAGACGCAACUGCAGCCUGGUUGAUGACGGGAGGACAGAGGAGACCGCUCUGAGUGCCCUGGCUACAGCAGCCUGGAUUUCCCAGUUUCUACUUAAGUUGUUUUAUACAAAGUCCUGCUGGAGUCAGAUGAGACCUGAUCUCCUGGAGAGAUCAGACACCUGAACGUGGUUCAUCUUUGAGGCGUAGCUGACGGUGUCUGUGCUGUCACAGGACCUCAGCGUGCCCACCACAUUUUAAGGGAGCACAGAGAUGCACAAACAGUGAGGGAGAAGCCUUGUUCCCCCUCAGGUUGCAGACUUGUUUCCAGUGUGUUGUUGCUUGUGUUUCUUAAGUUUUCCCGCUUGUUUUCGUUCUCUGUUCCCUUCCUAACACAACUUUCCUUUCAGCAGUGGUACCUGACCUGGUUCAGUGUUUGGCUCUGAACUGAUAAAUGGAUGCAUUCAGGCAUCUUAACAUCAUUUGACAAGGCCUCAGUAGAGACCCAUAGAUUUUUGUAAUCUUUUGAUACGUUUUAAUGCACCUAACUCAGAUCUUAUUGAAAUAAAGCACUUUUCAAAGAG
Heterocephalus glaber (naked mole-rat) is the source of this 4940-nucleotide messenger RNA. It is a transcript of the gene Rassf2, whose product is annotated as Ras association domain family member 2. NCBI's taxonomy places the organism in Eukaryota, Metazoa, Chordata, Mammalia, Rodentia, Bathyergidae. Gene Ontology annotation, biological process: positive regulation of protein kinase activity; signal transduction; regulation of non-canonical NF-kappaB signal transduction. Gene Ontology annotation, cellular component: nucleus; cytoplasm. The record is from RefSeq and is a predicted model, not a curated record.